Penicillium lagena is the source of this 1386-nucleotide messenger RNA. RefSeq lists its product as uncharacterized. The record is from RefSeq and is a predicted model, not a curated record. Bases 1 to 1386 code for a protein of 461 amino acids. NCBI's taxonomy places the organism in Eukaryota, Fungi, Ascomycota, Eurotiomycetes, Eurotiales, Aspergillaceae. The transcript has 6 exons. Gene Ontology annotation, molecular function: chloride channel activity.
AUGUCGGACAACGAGGGCCCCGCUUCGGUCCAUAGCGCAUCUCCAGCGGCCAUAGCGAAUAGUAGCGGUCCUGUUUCCGUCCCAGCCGAUGUGUACCAUCAUGACGAGAAGAAAGGCCUGACCCCACCUUUCUCCAGCUUGCAGGAGCGAGACUUUAUCGAGCCGUUAUCGCGGCGGGCGAGCUUCAUGGGACAUCUGGCAGAUUCGCGAGAGUCACAGUUCCAUGUGCGGGAUCGCAGCGAGCUGGAGCGGUACUUUCACGGGCCCCGCAGCUUGACCCAACAUUCGAAAUGGCCGAUCGUCAUGCGAGUUCAGGGAAGUAUAAUGCCCCAAAUGAUCAUACCGCUAUUAAUCGUGGGGGCCUGGGCGACUCUUAUUACCUGCAUUUCUCAUUUUUAUCAUAACCGUAAGUCAUCUCCCGUGGGCAUGACGCUAGCUCAGAUUGACCGAGAUGGACGCAAGUACUGGGCUUCGCUGGUUCAGACAUCGCGCAAUCUGGCCCGCAUCAUUUGGGUGCACUUCGCCGAACGGGAGGGAGAGGAUGGCAAGGUGGAUCUUCUGAGAAAACUGACUGCCAUGAACCUGAUCCUCGCAUUUGCCGUGGCUCUCAAACACAAGCUCCGCUUUGAGCCUGAUGUUGCGUACGAGGACUUGGCGGGCCUCAUCGCCCAUCUAGAUACCUUUGCCCUCGACGCCCAUGACCAUGGCUCCAUGCAUCCCCAGUCGAAAACUCCAUGGAAGUCCGUAGGAGAAUACCUAGGCUUUUCGUUCGCCAAGUCCAACCCGCGCAAGAUGGUUAAGCGGUCCAAGAAGCCACUAGGACAUCUUCCGCUGGAGAUCCUCCACCACUUAUCCGCCUAUAUAGAUUCGUGUAUCUUGACUGGGACGGAGCGGGUGCUAGACACUCCUCUCCCCGCCGCAUAUAGCAUCGCCAUUUCCCAGAUUUCUUGGAUUUAUAUUAUGGUCCUCCCCUUCCAACUGUACGGUUUCUUGAACUGGAUUACCAUCCCAGCUUCUAUGGUUGCCGCGUACAUUAUCCUCGGCCUACUCGCCAUUGGCAGCGAGAUCGAGAAUCCCUUCGGCCAGGACGUUAACGAUCUCCAACUCACCACAUAUUGUCGCCAGAUUGCCCAGGAGCUUGAUAUCAUCACAGCCACUCCGCCUCCAAAUGUGGACGACUUCGUGGCCCGCCCAGAAAAUCUAGUUCUGUUCCCACUCAGCCAGGAUGGCUAUCCCGCGUGGAAAGACCGGAGCAAGGAGGACAUCCGUGCAGCACUCCAGGCCAAGGUUGUAGCGAGUUCAAGCCGGAACCAAGCGCUUGGUGAAUCAAAUACCUCCACCAGAACAAUGAGCUUCUCCACAAGGAAAACCAUGGAGUCUGUUUGA